AUGAAUGCUGCUGUCCGUGCUGUGACUCGCAUGGGAAUUUACGUCGGAGCAAAAGUUUUCCUGAUCUAUGAGGGCUAUGAGGGGCUGGUGGAAGGAGGAGAGAACAUCAAACAAGCAAAUUGGCUGAGCGUCUCAAACAUCAUUCAGCUGGGAGGCACGAUCAUUGGCAGUGCCCGCUGCAAGGCUUUCACCACGCGAGAGGGGCGCCUCCGGGCUGCUUACAACCUGGUGCAGCAUGGGAUCACCAACUUGUGUGUCAUUGGGGGAGACGGCAGUCUGACUGGGGCCAACAUCUUCCGGACGGAGUGGGGAAGCCUGCUGGAGGACCUGGUUAAAGAUGGUCAAAUCACUGAGCACGUGGCUCAGAAGUAUUGUCAGCUAAACAUUGUUGGCCUGGUGGGCUCCAUUGACAAUGACUUCUGUGGCACAGACAUGACAAUCGGCACAGACUCGGCACUACACCGCAUCAUGGAGGUGAUUGAUGCUAUCACUACCACAGCCCAGAGCCACCAGAGAACGUUUGUGUUGGAGGUGAUGGGAAGGCACUGUGGCUACCUUGCCUUGGUGUCUGCCUUGGCCUCAGGCGCUGACUGGCUUUUCAUCCCUGAGUCCCCUCCUGAGGAUGGCUGGGAGGACCUCAUGUGUGAAAGACUUGGGGAGACACGCAGCCGAGGCUCCCGCCUCAACAUCAUCAUCAUUGCUGAAGGUGCCAUCGAUAGGAAUGGCAAGUCCAUCUCUUCCAACUAUGUGAAAGAUCUAGUUGUCCAGCGCCUAGGCUUUGACACACGUGUCACCGUCCUUGGCCAUGUUCAGCGUGGUGGGACCCCGUCAGCAUUUGACCGUGUCCUGAGCAGCAAAAUGGGGAUGGAAGCUGUCAUGGCGCUGGUGGAGGCGACGCCUGACACCCCUGCCUGUGUGGUGAGUCUUUCUGGGAACCAAUCUGUCCGGCUGCCCCUCAUGGAGUGUGUUCAAGUGACAAAAGAUGUUCAGAAAGCAAUGGAUGAGAAGCGGUUUGAAGAAGCAAUCCAGCUCCGGGGCAGGAGCUUUGAAAAUAACUGGAACAUUUACAAGCUCCUAGCGCACCAGAAGCCAGCCCAGCAGAAGAGCCCGUUCACCCUGGCGAUCCUAAAUGUGGGUGCCCCAGCAGCUGGGAUGAAUGCUGCUGUCAGGUCAGCAGUGCGCAUAGGCAUUUGCAAGGGGCACACGGUUUAUGUGGUGAAUGACGGCUUCGAAGGCUUGGCCAAUGGGCAGAUCCACGAGGUGGGCUGGCACGACGUGGCGGGCUGGCUGGGACGUGGCGGCUCCAUGCUGGGAACCAAGCGAACUCUUCCGAAGACAUGCAUGGAGAAGAUUGUGGAAACUGUGCGGAAGUUUAACAUCCAGAGCCUGCUGGUCAUUGGAGGAUUUGAGGCCUAUGAGGGGGUGCUGCAGCUGGUGGAGGCACGGGGGCAGUAUGAGGAGCUUUGCAUCAUCAUGUGUGUCAUCCCAGCCACCAUCAGUAACAACGUGCCUGGGACUGACUUCAGCCUGGGCUCUGAUACGGCCGUUAAUGCUGCUAUGGAGAGCUGUGACCGCAUCAAGCAAUCCGCCUCCGGUACAAAGCGCCGUGUGUUCAUCGUGGAGACCAUGGGGGGUUACUGCGGGUACCUGUCUACCGUGACUGGCAUUGCCGUGGGAGCAGAUGCUGCCUACGUAUAUGAGGAGCCCUUCACCAUUCAUGACCUAAAGGCCAAUGUUGAGCACUUGACUGACAAAAUGAAGACUGAUAUUCAGAGAGGCCUGGUGCUCCGCAACGAGAAGUGCCACGAGCACUACACUACUGAGUUCCUCUACAACCUGUACUCUUCCGAAGGCAAAGGGAUCUUCGACUGCAGGAUCAAUGUCCUUGGGCACCUGCAGCAGGGAGGUGCCCCCACCCCUUUUGACCGGAACUACAGCACCAAGCUGGGGGUGAAGGCAGUGCUGUGGAUGUCAGAAAAGCUGCAAGAAGCCUAUCGCAAGGGACGCAUAUUUGCCAACGCCGGGGACACCGCUUGCGUGAUUGGGCUCAGGAAGAAGGCGGUGGCCUUCAGCCCUGUAACGGAGCUCAAGAAGGUCACUGACUUCGAGCCCCGCCUGCCACAGGAGCAGUGGUGGCUGAACCUGCGCCUGAUGCUGAAGAUGCUGGCCAACUACCAGAUCAGCCUGACCGAGUAUAUCUCUGGGAAGAUGGAGCACGUCACCCGGCGCACCCUCAGCAUUGAGAAGGGGUUCUAGAGCUGCCCACCCAGCCAUGAGAGCUGUGUAGUGCCCCCUUCCCCUAGCCCCUCCAAUGCCGAGUGCAAUGCUAGCUGAAUGCCAGUCCCUGGGUACCACAAGUGGGGGCUUCUGGAUGCUCAAGCCAAGCCUGGUGCCACCGUGAGCCAGUGGUGGCAGUGACAGAUUUCCUGGGUCCAGGGAAAUUUCAGCCCUCUUCCAAGAGGAGCUGACAUUCCCCUCUUGUUCAUGCUGCCUGUGGGAUGGCUCCAUGACCUGUCCCUUCCCCUAGUAACUGCUGGGAACCUGGGCUCAAGGGAUAGCUGCCUGCCAACCAAGUCCUGUGUUUUCAGUGACUUGUGAUAUGGGGCCUGGCUGAAGGUGCCUUGGAAGGGCCUGAUUCUCAGACAGCUCAGAGGAGCCAUGUUCUGUUGCAAAGCAGGCCCCUUUUGGGUGUCUCCAGCUCCAAUUCCAGAAUCACAGGUCCCAUCGGAGUUGCAGGGAGGUUGGGGAGUGGUUCUCUUGGUCCCAUCUGGGCAGGGCAGAGCCUCUGUCUCACACCCUAUCAUUUUAUUCUUCCUAUUUAAUGGUUUCAGUGCCUGGAUUCAGUAUCUAGCGACACAGUUAUGUGGACAAAUGUCCUGAUUUUAGUUCCUUUGCCCCCAGUGAACUUGAAGCAUAGAAAGAUGCAGAGUUGAGGACAGGGUGCUGGUAGGGGCAUUUCCCAGGGGCUCGCUACUGCCACCACUUGAUCACUCAAUAAAGUUUCCUUCUGUUCUUCCCAAUGUGGCAUGCACGUGUCACAUGCAUGUUGCCUCCCAGCCCCUCUUCUGCUGGGACACUGCCAAACUGCAUCACCCAGGAUGCUGGGAUAACGAGCACUACCCCCUAGAACAGCAUCCAGGAAGCCCUUGGGAGAUGCACUUGGCUUCGCUUGCUGCCUGCAUGCUUGAGGUGGCCUCUUGUUUUGGCCCUUUGCACAAACGGAGGGGCCUGGCUCCAUCCAGCCGCUUGCAGAUGUUGUUUCUCCUGAGCCACCAAAGUGGCACGACCGCUCUUGUCUUCGUGUAGUCACUGCUGCCGCGUCUGCAAGCUGGCAACCCCUAUGUCUCAGCAAAACCGUAGCUGGUUGUGCCGUGUCCAAGUGCUCUGUGAAAUCUGUGUCUUGUACUGUCUGUGGCACUGCUCCUGUCUCCUAGAGAUAAAACCCGCUGAACCCAAAUCCGUGUCUCUGGGAAAUGGUGAUUGCGCCCUUUGCUUGAGAGGCAAGGCAUCUGCCCACACAGGCCAGGGGCAGCUGUCAGGGCAGGGGCUGAGUGCCAUGCUGGUAACUGACUUUUCCAUGUUGAUGAAGGGGGGAGGAGGGGACAAGAAGAACUGGGUGUCAUUGAGGUGAGCAAGCUACUUCAGGAGAAUGCCUAGAAAGUAGUGAAGUAUAAAUCCCAGGCAAAGGUGUGCAACUUGGAUAAGGCUCAGUGCUGCAGCCAGAGGCUGGGAGACCACACUGCCCCUCACCUCACCUCUGGCAGCUGCUUGUCCCUAUCCAUCCACUUUAAGUCCCUUUUGCAGCACUCCCUGAGUUCAGGGGGAAGGGGGAUGCUGCCCCAGCUGUUGUGGCAGGAGGGGAGAAAUGAGAUCUGCCAGGCAAAUGUAGCUGGGGCAGAAAAGAACACAAGGCCUCAUGGUGAUGGGGAGGAAGACCUCCAGGCCUGAGUACAGGGACAGCUACAGCCUCCUAGGAGCAACCAAGCUAACACCUGGAGCACAGGGUGAGGUCAGUGAAAUUCACGCAGGAGGCAAUGAGAAAUAGCAGCUAGUUGCUGCAGCUUCAGCUGUGGAGUGGAAGGGGGGAAGUUCAAGGAUGUGACCCUAAAAAUAUAUGACUGUCUCACCUGGUCUAGAGGGAGAGAAAUUAUGGAGGGCAGUGCCAGGCCUCCUUGGAGAUGUAAGAUGGGAUUAAGUGAGUACGGAGGCUGUACAUGCCUACACUCAGUGUUUUGGAAACCCAGUGACGUCCCAUGGGAAGUGGUGCUGCCAUCUCACCCAGGCAUGGACUUCACACUGUUUUCUAGCUUGUGCGAUUCUGUGGGUAGGGAGCAGCUGGAGCUACUAUCAGAGAAGAAAGCAAUGCUUGGGUUCCCCUAGCUUGGAACAAGCCCAGCUGCAGAAGCAAAGCUCCUGCUUGCCUUGCACCCCCUGGUAGUGAAAUAAAACGGAGAAGAAACCCCCAAGACCUGAUGCUGAUGCAGGAG
This is a messenger RNA of Alligator sinensis (Chinese alligator), 4487 nucleotides long. It is a transcript of the gene PFKL, whose product is annotated as phosphofructokinase, liver type. Gene Ontology annotation, cellular component: 6-phosphofructokinase complex; cytoplasm; membrane. Bases 1 to 2256 code for a protein of 751 amino acids. The record is from RefSeq and is a predicted model, not a curated record. Gene Ontology annotation, molecular function: AMP binding; 6-phosphofructokinase activity; fructose-6-phosphate binding. The transcript is spliced from 21 exons. Lineage: Eukaryota; Metazoa; Chordata; Crocodylia; Alligatoridae. Gene Ontology annotation, biological process: fructose 6-phosphate metabolic process; fructose 1,6-bisphosphate metabolic process; canonical glycolysis.